AUGUCUGGUCGCGGUCAAGGAGGCAAAGUCAAGGCAAAAGCAAAGUCGCGCUCAAAUCGUGCUGGUCUUCAGUUCCCCGUGGGUCGAAUCUACCGUCUGCUGCGAAAGGGAAACUACGCUGAACGGCUUGGAGCAGGAGCACCCGUUUAUUUGGCUGCUGUGAUGGAAUACCUCGCCGCCGAAGUACUGGAAUUGGCGGGAAACGCCGCCCGGGAUAACAAGAAAACCAGAAUCGCUCCGCGUCACGUGCAGUUAGCUAUCCGUAACGACGAGGAACUGAACAAGCUACUCUCGGGAGUGUCCAUCGCCCAGGGCGGUGUGCUGCCAAAUAUUCAGGCCGUGCUGCUGCCGAAGAAAACCGAAAACAAGGAAUGA
Topomyia yanbarensis is the source of this 375-nucleotide messenger RNA. RefSeq names its product histone H2A-like. Gene Ontology annotation, molecular function: structural constituent of chromatin; DNA binding; protein heterodimerization activity. The record is from RefSeq and is a predicted model, not a curated record. The transcript has a single exon. NCBI's taxonomy places the organism in Eukaryota, Metazoa, Arthropoda, Insecta, Diptera, Culicidae. Gene Ontology annotation, cellular component: nucleosome. The coding region runs from base 1 to 375 and encodes 124 amino acids.